CAGGACCCGUCUCCCGCCGCCGCUGGGACCCCGUGUCAUCGCCCGGCCCGAGCACGAUGCCCCCCAAAAAGGGAGGUGAUGGAAUUAAACCACCCCCAAUCAUUGGAAGAUUUGGAACCUCCUUGAAAAUUGGUAUUGUUGGAUUGCCAAAUGUUGGGAAAUCUACCUUCUUCAACGUAUUAACCAACAGUCAGGCUUCAGCAGAAAACUUCCCAUUCUGCACAAUUGAUCCUAAUGAGAGCAGAGUACCUGUGCCAGAUGAAAGGUUUGACUUUCUUUGCCAGUACCACAAACCAGCAAGCAAAAUUCCUGCCUUUCUAAAUGUGGUGGAUAUUGCUGGUCUUGUGAAAGGAGCUCACAAUGGUCAAGGCCUGGGAAAUGCUUUUUUAUCUCAUAUCAGUGCCUGUGAUGGAAUCUUUCAUCUAACACGUGCUUUUGAAGAUGAUGAUAUCACGCAUGUUGAAGGAAGUGUAGAUCCUAUUCGAGAUAUAGAAAUAAUACACGAAGAGCUUCAGCUUAAAGAUGAGGAAAUGAUUGGGCCCAUUAUAGAUAAACUAGAAAAAGUGGCUGUGAGAGGAGGAGAUAAAAAAUUAAAACCUGAAUAUGAUAUAAUGUGCAAAGUCAAAUCCUGGGUUAUAGAUCAAAAGAAACCUGUUCGCUUCUAUCAUGAUUGGAACGACAAAGAGAUCGAAGUGUUGAAUAAACACUUAUUUCUGACUUCAAAACCAAUGGUCUACUUGGUUAAUCUUUCUGAAAAAGACUACAUUAGAAAGAAAAACAAAUGGUUGAUAAAAAUUAAAGAGUGGGUGGACAAGUAUGACCCAGGUGCCUUGGUCAUUCCUUUUAGUGGGGCCUUGGAACUCAAGUUGCAAGAAUUGAGUGCUGAGGAGAGACAGAAGUAUCUGGAAGCGAACAUGACACAAAGCGCUUUGCCAAAGAUCAUUAAGGCUGGGUUUGCAGCACUCCAACUAGAAUACUUUUUCACUGCAGGCCCAGAUGAAGUACGUGCAUGGACCAUCAGGAAAGGGACGAAGGCUCCUCAGGCUGCAGGAAAGAUUCACACAGAUUUUGAAAAAGGAUUCAUUAUGGCUGAAGUAAUGAAAUACGAAGAUUUUAAAGAGGAAGGUUCUGAAAAUGCAGUCAAGGCUGCUGGAAAGUACAGACAACAAGGCAGAAAUUAUAUUGUUGAAGAUGGAGAUAUUAUCUUCUUCAAAUUUAAUACACCCCAGCAACCGAAGAAGAAAUAAAUUUUAGCUAUUCGGAUAAAUGUACAACUUCCUAAAAGGGAUAUGAUUUUUUUAAAUUAAAAUUUCUGAAAACUGAGGGACAAAUAAAGUUAGGGGAUGGGAAUCUUCUAAAAACAGAA
Messenger RNA from Canis lupus familiaris (dog), 1366 nucleotides. RefSeq names its product obg-like ATPase 1. Gene Ontology annotation, molecular function: ATP hydrolysis activity; ATP binding; GTP binding. The record is from RefSeq and is a predicted model, not a curated record. Gene Ontology annotation, cellular component: cytoplasm. Lineage: Eukaryota; Metazoa; Chordata; Mammalia; Carnivora; Canidae. The transcript has a single exon. The coding region runs from base 57 to 1247 and encodes 396 amino acids.